AAGACCGCUGACAAGUGAGGAGCAGCAUCAAAUCACAAAUUGCAAUCGCUACACAAGCAACUCAAGUCCUCAAUAUAAAAAAAAACAAAAUGUUCAAGCUGCUGGUUGUUGUCUUCGCCGCCCUCUUCGCCGUUGCCCUGGCUGUUCCCGCACCAGUUCCUCGUGCCAAUCCCGCUCCAAUCCCGAUUGCCAGCCCCGAACCCGCACCCCAGUUCUACUACGGAGCCAGCCCAUACGCCUAUUCCGGCGGAUACUACGCUUCCCCCUACUCGUACUACGGCUAAGUGCUCCGGACAUUGCAAACCAACAGACGACUCGUGAUAAUGCAUCUGAAUACGGAUUACGGAAUAUGCGCGUGCUGGCAAAUCAAAUUAGUCAUAAGUGCUUCAAAAAAGUAAAAAAAAAAAUACAAAACUUGAAGAAAUAAAAUGUUGAAAAGCAAAA
Molecule: messenger RNA, 444 nt
Organism: Drosophila suzukii
Lineage: Eukaryota; Metazoa; Arthropoda; Insecta; Diptera; Drosophilidae
Gene: Nplp4
Product: Neuropeptide-like precursor 4
Source: RefSeq, a predicted model, not a curated record